AUACAACCUGUAAAAUUUUAACAAAAACAAGGAAAUGAUUUUCUUCAUUAUUUAUUAAAUUAAAUUCAUAAAACGUGAAAUUAAAUUUUAAUUAAUUAAUUAUUAUUAUUGUUUAUUUAUAAAUAUUGAUUUGAACUCAAAUAGAGGCGCCUCUGUCAUUUUUCUCGUAUAUAUUAAGAUUAGUUUCGUGUUUCCAGAGAAUUUAUAAAGAGAGAGAAACAAAAACAAAAGCAAAAACAAUUUUUCUCUAGAGAGAAGUUGAAGGAGUUAAAACAGGUUAUAAUCAUGGUGGAGCUUCUAAACAUAUUCUCCUCCUCCUCCUUCUAUUGGUUCUGACUGGUGUUGUUUUCUCUCACUCAAGAAGAAGAAGUUUUUAUUAAGAUUUGGAUGUAAAAUGGAUUUUCCCGAGUCUACAAGAAUUGUGCUACAAAGAAUUCAACAACUGGAACCUGAAAAUGUGUCUAAGAUUACAGGUUAUCUUCUCUUACAAGACCUUGGUGAGCGGGAGAUGAUAAGGUUAGCUUGUGGAACUGACAGUCAGAUUCAAUCCUUGAUUAAUGAAGCCAAAAUCCAUCUCAACUUGUCACCUAAACCUUUUGGUUCUUCCCCAAUCCCACCUAGUUUAAUGAGUUCUUCACCCAAUUCAGACCUCCCCCAUAAGUUUACUCCCUAUUCACCUGCUGCCUCCCGUCCAUUCUCUUCUCAUGGGGGGUUUCGUGUUGCUCCUCCUCCACACUGGGAUCCACAGUUGUCUGAUCAACAACCAAUUCAUAAUAUGGAUUUCAUUCCUCCACCCUAUUCUGAAUCAAUCAAUGAUGAUUUCCGCCUCCAGAACUAUGCACAGUUCCUGAUGGAUGAGCAAUUGGAUUCUGUGAAUGGUGGUGGUGAUUUUCCUGGGAGUUAUUAUUACCCUGAUGGGGCAUUGGGUGUUCUUGCACGGAACCGCAGACCACCAAGCUUGAGCUUGCCUGAUUUUCCUAUGAAGGCUUGUCAUUAUUUCAACAAGGGUUUCUGUAAGCAUGGUACCAGCUGUAGAUUCUUGCAUGGUCAAAACUUAGCUGACAGUUUCUCUCAGAUUUUCAGCCCUAAUGGAAAUGACUUGGGUAAUGAGGAUCACAUGUUUUUGCCAGGGUCUCUUGAGACACUUGAAAUGGAGCUUACUGAGCUAUUGAAAUCUAGACGAGGAUUGCCUGUGUCAAUUGCCUCUCUUCCCAUGCUGUAUUAUGAGAAAUAUGGGAGGAAUCUUCAAGCUGAAGGGUAUCUCACUGAGAGUCAGAGGCAUGGGAAGGCUGGUUAUAGUUUGACUAAACUUCUUGCUAGGUUGAAGAACAGCAUUCGCCUCAUUGACAGGUGCGAUCAUCAUGAACUCUUACGACCUCAUGGGCAACACUCUGUUGUCUUGGCUGAAGAUGCCUCAAGAUAUAUGGAUUACAGGAGUGAGAGGAAUGAUCCUGGUACAAUAGUCUCUGGGUCUAGACAGAUUUAUUUGACUUUCCCAGCUGAAAGUACAUUUGCUGAGGAGGAUGUUUCCAACUAUUUCAAGAGCUUUGGUCCUGUUCAAGAUGUGAGGAUCCCCUGCCAGCAGAAAAGGAUGUUUGGAUUUGUUACCUUUCUUUACACCGACACAGUCGAAAUGAUUCUAGCUAAAGGGAAUCCUCAUUUUGUUUGUGGAGCUCGAGUUCUGGUUAAGCCGUAUCGGGAAAAAUCAAGACUUGUCGACAGGAAGUAUAAUGACAAACCUGAACGUCCAAUGUAUUUCCCUAACUUUCUUGAUAUGGAUCACGAGCUUCAAGCAAUUGAGCACUCAAGAUUACUCCGGAAGCAGAUGAUUUUGGAGGAACAAGAGCAAGCUCUUGAAUAUGAGAGGAGGCGCUUGGCAGAGUUUCAGUUAGCAACUAAGCCCCUAGCUCAUACACCAUAUUUUGGUUACACCAAUGAUGAGCUGAGAUUCUCUGAAGCCUGUGCAGAUCACAAUGACUUUCAAUCAGCCAAUCGUUUUGGUUACAUGCUUGAUAUGUUACAGAAUGGCUCUACUAGUGAUGACAAUGCUAGGCACCCCAACAACAAUUACACUGACCAGGAGAGCCAAGGAGGACUGAAUCUACCAGAGAGCCCGUUUGCAACUCCAAUACCAGCUAGCGGCAUUUCAACAGCUACAUAGAGAAAAUAUCAGAAACUAAAGAAAGAAAAAGAAUAUAGAGUUAGAGAAGGAAGGAAUGGGAUUUUAGUUAUGGAUCCUUAUUACUUAUUUUACUUUUUUAUUUAUUUUACAUUUUCCUGACCUAUUGGCAUCAAUCAAACAAGAAUCUUCUCCCUUGGUAUAUGGUGGUAGCUUCCUAUGGGGGGUGAAGAUGUUGACAAAAGAAGACGAAAUGGAAAUACAACAAAGAAAGCUUAUACAUGUAACAGAAGUUUUCACAGAUAUUUUAGAAAAGAAAUGAAGAUACUUUGGGGUUAGCCCUGAAGAUGUUAUUUUAGAUGAAGAAGAAAGAAGAUAAUGUAAUUAUAGUUGGUCUUUUGAGUAGUUAAAGAAGAAAAAAAGGAAACUACAGAUAUGCAGAGAGAAUUCAGAGUGGUAGAGUUAUACUAAAGAUAUGUAGUAGAUGAAUCUUUGCAGUAUUGGUAGAAGAAGAAAUAGAUGGAAAAAUAAUUUUACCUGAAUAUAAUUAGCAGAACUUUCCUGUAAUCAGUGUUUAUGUAGUUUAACAGUUUGGUUUCGUUUUUAUGCAUAAAUGCCAUGUGAAUUUUCAUCCCAA
Molecule: messenger RNA, 2756 nt
Organism: Papaver somniferum (opium poppy)
Lineage: Eukaryota; Viridiplantae; Streptophyta; Magnoliopsida; Ranunculales; Papaveraceae
Product: zinc finger CCCH domain-containing protein 18-like
Exons: 8
Coding region: 395-2161 (588 amino acids)
Molecular function (GO): RNA binding; metal ion binding
Source: RefSeq, a predicted model, not a curated record